GCCAUAUUUUCAUCAUUUCUUCUGUUAAUAUCGCCAUGUUUGCGUGAGCCAAAAUGAAGAAUAUUAGAAAAAUCUGACCCAACAACAGUCUGUCUGGUGCCAACAGCCGCGGUUAUUCCAGCUCCAAGUAGAAGUAGAAGAAAAAUACAAAGCUGGAUAAAAUUAUUUUGAAACCAACUAGUGGCAAAACAUUCAUCUCAGAGUUCCCUCACUCAGAUUCCGGGUUGAGCGCUUAUAUCGGAGAAAUUCUUACCAGCCUGCCGUUGCUGCAAGCACACCUCUGCUAUACUACGAACCGACCGAAGUCAAUCCUCGGACGGGACAAGCUCUAGGCUGCAUCCCGGCUACUUACCCUAUCUAUUGGGUUACAUGCUAUUUUAGAUGUUGUGCUCUAAGCAUAACAUCAUCAGAAGAACACCGACUGCUGCCGUUCAUGCCUUGAGCUCAACAAUCUGCACAAUGAAGAUCAUCAUAUUCUUUGUACUGGCUGGAUUCAGCCUCGCUCAGGAAGAAGAUCUCAAUUGUCCAGAAGAAAUAAUUCCUAAGGAAAAUGAAGAAUGCAUGACCGAAACUUUAGAGACACUUUCAGAUUCUACAAAAGAACUAAAAACAUUCAUUUGUAAAUACCAAGGAACGUUUGAUGACAAUGAGGACAAUUAUGAUUCUUCUAUGAAAGAAAUAAUUCGGGCAUUGGCUUGUUCCGGUUGUGACGCUGAUAAGUUGCUUGGGAUGAAAAACGAAACAUUUGAGGAGAUCUUCGAAGAUAUCGGAAAAAUUGGUGAUAAAGGAGGAGAACUGGUAGUGAAGGUUACAGACGCACUAGGACUAACUGAAGGUUUAACAACAUUUUUAUGUCAUCAGGUCGGAGAUGUCUUGGUAGCAGAAUGUAAAGAAAAGCUCCUUAAGAAAGAGGUUCCUGAACUCCUUAAAGACCUGAAAAAACUGUACUGCAAGUAUGACCUAAAUAAAUUAACUGGAGAAGACACCGUAGAAAUGAUGAGUAUUUUGGGUUGCAUUGGAGACAAAACUCUUCACACAAAGGAAACAUUGAAAAAUAUGUUCAGAGACAUUGGUGAUGACCUAAAGCCUACACUAGACAAAAUUCUUGACGCUAUUAAGGAAAUCACCGCAAAAGAAGGAUUAGUAAGCGAUGUUGUAUGUGAUGUGACCGAGGUCGUAUUAGGUGAAAAGCCUUUACUUGAUGUUGGAGGAGGAAAUGGACCUGUUGGUGAGGUUCUUCAUGGAGGAGAUGGAGAUGAUGGAGGUCUUCUUGGUGGUCUUGGUGAAGUUCUUGGAGGAGAUGGAGAUGAUGGAGGUCUUCUUGGUGAAGUUCUUGGAGGAGAUGGAGAUGAUGGAGGUCUUCUUGGUCGAUAAUAGAAGAUGUCCCCCGACCAUCCCCCACACACGGGUUAUCGGACAUAAAUAGUAGAAGAGUAGAAAGUGCGCAAUAAAAAAGACAAAAAAAAACAUAAAACCAUAAAUUCAUAUUUAGAUUUUCUUGAUGAUCAACAAAUCUGUUUCUUAUAAAUCUUUUUUCUUCUGAUCAAUAAAUA
This is a messenger RNA of Hyla sarda, 1553 nucleotides long. RefSeq lists its product as uncharacterized. The coding region runs from base 382 to 1374 and encodes 330 amino acids. The record is from RefSeq and is a predicted model, not a curated record. The transcript is spliced from 18 exons. NCBI's taxonomy places the organism in Eukaryota, Metazoa, Chordata, Amphibia, Anura, Hylidae.